AUGACGAGUUCAAGCGUGAAGAAUGAAGAUGAAGAGAAGGGGUCUCUAGCUGGUUCGAGUAAGACUGAGAUUUUUAGGGAUAGUGCCAAACACUCAGAAGAUUACAGAGAUAUGAGUUCUCAAAUUCGGAGAGAAAGAAGGGAAUGGUCCAGGGUUCCACCACAAGGUGCUACUCGUCAAGAAUGGGUCCCCAGAGGGGCUGCUGCUGCUGCUGCGUCCACCAAUGUCGCUCAGCCAUCAAAUUUGCAUUCAAACAACAAUGCUGAUGCUGGUUCUUCCAAUCUAGGGGUGGCUGUUGCUGCUCCGUCCGUGAGUCGCAGUAGAAGCAACAAUCAUGGGAAUGAUGUUGGUUCUUCCAAUCAAGGGGUGGCUGUUGCUGCUCUGCCGGUCAGUCGGGGUAGAAGCAACAAUCAUGGGAAUGAUGCCGGGUUUUCCAAUCAAGGGGUGGCUGUUGCUGCUCUGCCGGUGAGUCACGGUAGAAGCAACAAUCAUGGAAAUGAUGCCGGGCCUUCCAAUCAAGGGGUGGCUGUUGCUUCUCCGCCGGUGAGUCACGGUAGAAGCAACAAUCCUGGGAAUGGUGCUGGUUCUUCCAAUCAAGGUUUGGCAGUUGCUGCUCCGCCGGUGAAUCGUGGUAGAAGCAAAAAUCAUGGGAAAGAUUCUGUCUCUUCCAAUCAAGGGGUGGCUGUUGCUGCACUGGGGAGUCGUGGUAGAAGCAACAAUCAUGGGAGUCAUUGGAUGGAAAUGGAAAAGGAUAAGGGGAGCAGGAGUGGGAGUCAGGUGGAGAAGGGAUUGAGAGUGGGAGUCAGAGACUCUAGUUUGCCUCAAUUGGUGCAAGAGAUUCAGGAGAAGCUCAUGAAAGGUACCGUGGAGUGCAUGAUUUGCUAUGAGAUGGUCCAGAGGUCUGUGCCGUUGGCGGUGUCCUGGUUGUCAGUCUGUGAAAUUUACCUCUUCAAAGUGAUUUUUUCUUGUAGUUCCUAUUGUCUAAAGAUACUUGGUUGUGGUAAUCAUGUCUGUAGUGAGAUUUGUCAUCCAGGAAGCUGUGUGGAAUGUGAAUUGUUACCUAGCCGGGUUAAGACAUGCUGUUGUGGGAAAACAAGGUUGGAGAAUGAACGCCAGAGUUGUUUGGAUCCGAUACCUACCUGCUCGAAAGUAUGUGGCAAGCUGCUUCAUUGUGGCAUGCAUAGUUGUAAAGAGGCAUGCCAUGUUGGGGAGUGUCCACCUUGUUUGGUUGAAGUUUCACAGAAGUGCUGUUGUGGCUCAACUUCCCGAACUGUGGAGUGCUAUAAGACUAUGAUGGAGAAUGAGAAAUUUAUGUGUGAAAAGUCUUGUGGGAUAAAAAAGAAUUGUGGAAGGCAUCGAUGUAGUGAAAGGUGUUGUCCAUUUUCUAAUUCAAAUCAUUAUAAUACCUUUAGUGGGGAUUGGGUUCCUCACUUUUGUUCCAUGCCAUGUGGAAAGAAGCUAAGGUGUGGCCAGCAUGUGUGUGAAUGUCUGUGUCACAGUGGUCAUUGUCCACCUUGUUUCCAAACAAUCUUUAAUGAAUUGGCUUGUGCUUGUGGUAGGACUUCAAUACCUCCUCCUCUACCAUGUGGUACACCGCCUCCCUCAUGUCAGCUUCCAUGCUCAGUUCCUCAGCCAUGUGGUCAUUCAGUCUCACACAGUUGCCAUUUUGGAGACUGUCCUCCUUGUUCAGUGCCUGUUGCAAAAGAAUGUAUUGGCGGGCAUGUAGUUCUUAGAAACAUACCUUGUGGUUCGAAGGAUAUUAGAUGCAAUCAUCCCUGUGGGAAGACCAGGCAGUGUGGUUUACAUGCAUGUGGCAGAACAUGUCACCCUCCACCUUGUGAUAAUCUAUCUGGUGUUGUGCAAGGUUUCAAAGCACCAUGUGGCCAAACAUGUGGUGCUCCAAGAAGAAGCUGCAGGCACACAUGUAUGGCUCCUUGUCACCCUUCAUCUCCAUGCCCAGAUAUAAGGUGUGAAUUCCCUGUUACAAUCACUUGCUCUUGUGGCCGUAUAACGGCAAAUGUUCCUUGUGAUGUUGGUGGUAGCAGUAGCAAUUAUAAUGCUGAUGCCAUACAUGAAGCUUCCAUUAUUCAAACAUUGCCUGUACCUCUUCAACCAGUUGAUGCAAAUGGCAAGAAAGUUCCCCUAGGACAAAGAAAGCUGAUAUGUGAUGAUGAAUGUUCUAAGCUGGAACGCAAAAGGGUUCUCGCGGAUGCUUUUGACAUUACUGCUCCAAAUCUGGACUCUCUCCAUUUUGGUGAUAACUCUCUUUCUUCUGAAUUGCUUUUAGAUUUUUUCAGGCGUGAGCCAAAAUGGGUUUUAGCUGUUGAGGAGAGAUGCAAAAUUUUAGUACUUGGCAAGACUAGAGGAACAGGAACUACACAUGGUUUAAAAGUCCACAUCUUUUGUCCCAUGCUGAAGGAAAAAAGAGAUGCAGUGAGGUUGAUUGCUGAUAGAUGGAAGCUUGCAAUCACUGCUGCCGGCUGGGAGCCAAAGCGAUUUAUUGUAAUUUCUGUUACCCCAAAAUCAAAGGCCCCGGCUCGUGUGAUAGGGGUUAAGGGUACUACAACUUUAAAUGUGCCUCUUCCUCCUGUAUUUGAUCCGUUGGUUGACAUGGACCUGCGACUUGUUGUCUCAUUUCCAGACUUACCAAGGGAUACUGAAAUUAAUUCCUUGGUUUUGAGGUUUGGUGGCGAGUGUGAGCUUGUUUGGUUGAACGACAAGAAUGCUUUGGCUGUUUUUCAUGAUCCUGCUCGAGCUGCAACUGCGAUGAGGAGGUUGGAUUAUGCAACAGUUUAUCAGGGAGCUGUUUUGGUUGCCCCGAAUGCUGGGGCAUUGGUGGCAUCUUCAGCUACCAAUGCCUGGGGAGGAGCUGGGGCAAUGAAAGGAGGAGGAGCGCUGCCAGCAUUGAAAGGUAACUCAUGGAAAAAGGCUGUGGCUCAAGACUCUGGUUGGGAAGAUUCUUGGGGUGGUGAAGAGUGGAUUGCUGGUUCUGUGAAUAUCCAGCCAUCUGUUUGGAAAAAGGAAGCACCUCUGGCUGCUUCUUUGAAUCGUUGGAAUGUCUUGGAGCAGGAAUCGAGUUCAAGUUUGUCGUCUACAACUGUUAGAGCUGAAGUUUCUGGGAAGAAAACUGAAAAUGCUGGUGAAGAAGGUGGCUCAAAGGAAGAGGAAAAGUUGGAUGCAGCUUCUGAAGUAGUUGAUGAUUGGGAGAAGGCUUAUGAAUGAGGGCAAAAAAUAGGCCUCCUUCUGUUAAAAAAAAAUCCGUAUUGUUAGAAAUUUUAUCUUGUUGAAAAGUAGACAUGAAUGGUUAGGUCUCCUUGCCUUGUUUUAUGAAUUUUGGCAAGGUGAAGGUCAUUUCGUUUCCUUAUAGGUAUAUGUUUUAAACUCAAAAGUUAUUAGAACAGUUGUACCCAGAUUGAGCAACGGGUAUCUACAGAAAAAAUUGCAUUUUGUAAAUGCGCUGCAAUGUUUAAUCAAGUCCUUAAAUCUUUGGAUUGAUUAUCUGUUUGAAAAUAAAUCUAGUUUUGAUUUCUCUUGAUGGAA
Messenger RNA from Glycine soja, 3540 nucleotides. RefSeq names its product NF-X1-type zinc finger protein NFXL1-like. Gene Ontology annotation, biological process: regulation of DNA-templated transcription. Gene Ontology annotation, molecular function: DNA-binding transcription factor activity, RNA polymerase II-specific; zinc ion binding; RNA polymerase II transcription regulatory region sequence-specific DNA binding. The transcript has 3 exons. The coding region runs from base 1 to 3222 and encodes 1073 amino acids. Lineage: Eukaryota; Viridiplantae; Streptophyta; Magnoliopsida; Fabales; Fabaceae. Gene Ontology annotation, cellular component: nucleus. The record is from RefSeq and is a predicted model, not a curated record.